Elephantulus edwardii (Cape elephant shrew) is the source of this 1392-nucleotide messenger RNA. It is a transcript of the gene BAG4, whose product is annotated as BCL2-associated athanogene 4. Gene Ontology annotation, cellular component: nucleus; cytoplasm; membrane. NCBI's taxonomy places the organism in Eukaryota, Metazoa, Chordata, Mammalia, Macroscelidea, Macroscelididae. The record is from RefSeq and is a predicted model, not a curated record. Gene Ontology annotation, biological process: protein stabilization. Bases 1 to 1392 code for a protein of 463 amino acids. Gene Ontology annotation, molecular function: protein-folding chaperone binding; adenyl-nucleotide exchange factor activity. The transcript has 6 exons.
AUGUCGGCACUCAGGCGCUCGGGCUACGGCCCCAGUGAGGGUCCGCCUUAUGGCCGCUACUACGGGCCUGGGGGUGGAGAUGUGCCAGUACACCCACCGCCGCCCUUAUAUCCUCCUCGUUCUGAACCUCCGCAGCCUCCCAUUUCCUGGCGGGUGCGCGGGGGCGGCCCGGCUGAGACCACCUGGCAGGUAGAAGGCGGAGGAGGCGAUAGCUACUAUCCUUCUGGGGGUGCCUGGCCGGAGCCACCUCGAACUGGAGGAAGCCACCAGGAGCAGCCACCAUAUCCUAGCUACAAUUCUAACUACUGGAAUUCUCCUGCCCGAGCUAGAGCUCCUUACCCGAGUACAUAUCCUGUGAGACCAGAAUUGCAAGGCCAGAGUUUGAAUUCUUACACAAACGGAGCCUAUGGUUCACCAUACACCCCUAGCCCUGGGGCAAAUACUGCCUCAUACCCUGGCACUUAUUAUGCUUCUGGAUAUACUCCGACCAGUUAUUCCACAGAAGUCCCAAGCACAUAUCGUUCACCUGGUAACAGUCCAACCCCAGUUGCUCGUUGGCUUUAUCCCCAGCAGGACUGUCAGACUGAAAUGCCUGCUCUUCGGGGACAGGUUCCAGGAUAUCCUGUUUCACAGAAUCCUGGAAUGACUCUGCCCCAUUAUUCUUAUGGGGAUGGUAAUCGAAGUGUUCCACAAUCAGGACAGAGUGUACAACUGCAAGAGGAUGCAUGGGCUUCUCCUGGUGCUUACGGAAUGGGAACCCGCUACCCCUGGCCUUCAGCUACACCCUCAGCACCACCAGGGAGUCUCUACAUGACUGAAAGUACAUCGUCCUGGCCNNNCAGUGGCUCUCCUCAGCCACCCCCUUCACCACCAUCCCAGCAGUCCAAGGACUCUUCAUAUCCCUAUAAUCAGUCAGAUCAAGAAGUGAACCGGCACAACUUUCCUUGCAGUGUCCAUCAAUAUGAGUCUCCAGGGACAAUGAACAAUGAUAAUUCAGACUUGGAUUCUCAAGUCCAAUAUAGUGCUAAGCCUCAACUGUAUGAUAAUACCACCAAUGAAAAUGCCAGCAAUCAAGAUCACAGUAAUAAUAAUCCUGAGGAGUGUUUAUCUUCAGAUGAAGGUACUCCUCCAAGUAUUAAAAAAAUCAUCAAUGUGCUGGAGAAGGUCCAGUAUCUUGAGCAAGAAGUAGAAGAGUUUGUGGGCAAAAAGACAGACAAAGCAUACUGGCUUCUGGAAGAAAUGCUGACGAAGGAACUUUUGGAACUUGAUUCAGUUGAAACUGGGGGCCAGGCCUCUGUCCUUCAGGCCAGGAAAGAGGCUGUUUGUAAGAUCCAAGCCAUACUAGAAAAACUGGGGGGAAAAAGGACUAUGAAAGAAUUUAGAACAAAGUGA